Messenger RNA from Linnemannia hyalina, 2331 nucleotides. The record is from the annotation of a GenBank genome assembly. NCBI's taxonomy places the organism in Eukaryota, Fungi, Mortierellomycota, Mortierellomycetes, Mortierellales, Mortierellaceae.
AUGUCGUUCAGCACACCAGACAUGAAGAGAUCCUCGGUGGGUACCAAUCUACACCAGUCUCCAACUGCCGCAUUGCGACGAAGCCAACUAUCGCCUGCUCGAAAAUCAGCACCAAGCUCGCCUGUCAAGAAGAGCCAUUUCCUUGCGUCACUUCAAGCCGCUGCAGGAGGAGGAGCAAGCAAGAUGGGUGGCAUGAGUGGUAGUAGCGGUAGCGGAGUCUUAGGAGCGACAACAACAAUAUUAACCGCCGCCACCUCCACUGCGACGUCCACAGCCACUAUCGCGUUGUCGGCUGCAUCGACCCAGGUGUCAAAAGAGGCAGCUCGAUUUUCACGACAUUUGGAGUCUCUCAAAAGCGGAAAGGGCCUGCCUGCUGCGAGAGGCGGGUUUUCGAACAGUGGCAAUAGAAGUGGUGCAGGAGGUGCAGGUGGGUCAAGAUUUUCUGCUUCAGCUACUGCAGGAGUAUUUGGAGGUGGCAAGUCGUCGCUGCUGUUAGGGUCCUCUCCAUCCAUCGCCAAAGUACUCAACAGCAAUAGUGCUGGAAACAAUAGCAGUGGAGCAACAACAACAGGAGGAGGAGGAGGAGGAGGAGGAGGAGGUGGUGGUGGACUCAGGACCCCUUCCAGCAAAAGCAGUGUCGCUAUGAGUUCGCAGACAAGUAACAACAGACCGCCAACAGCAAAGACACCAUCAACAUCACCGCAACGCCCACGAACACCUGGUGGCGGUCUCUCUCGUACGAGCAGCUCGUCAAUUGUCAGCACAAAGUCCCUGGCCGCACAGGCAAACUCUUGCUUGACACGCACUGUGAGCUGUGGCAACUUGACGACGACCAAGAAGCUCGAGGUUGUCAAGAACGACUGGGUCGGCAGCAACGCUUCACCUAAGAAGGGUAAACGCACCUUCAACCCGGGAGACCGGUUUAUACCCAGGAGGAUUGAUAUGGCGAGUGCGCAGGUCAUGAUUGAUAUGGCCAAGGGCCCAACACUCCACCGAGCAUCUUCAUUUUCAGGAUCAUCUGCACCGACUCACCACCAUAUCCCUGUCGACCCAUUGGAUGGAUCAGCUUACAGCCAAGAGGUUGCCAGGGCGUGUGGUCUCGAUCUCAACAGCCGCAUUUUGUGCUUCAAUGCCGAAGCCCCUUCGCUGGACAAUCGAGAAUCGUCUGUGGUUCGGCAAAUGUACAGUCGCCACCCAAGUUUCACGCGAUCCAACUCGAACUUGUUGUUGAAGAAGAGGACCAUCUUGACCAGCCCCGAAAGAAUCCUUGACGCGCCUAGCUUGGUGGAUGAUUACUACCUGAAUCUGUUGUCGUGGUCUUGUAUGAAUCAGCUGGCGAUCGGACUGGACAAGUCAGUAUUUGUGUGGAAUGCCGAUUCGGGACACGUCGAGUCUUUGGUCACGCUGAAGGGCAACUUGGAUUCGGUCACGUCGGUCUCGUGGGCAGACGAUGGCGCGUCGUUGGCAGUCGGAACUUUUGAAGGUGAUGUUCAAGUUUGGGAUGUCGAGACAAGGACCAAGCUCCGAACUAUGUCGGGACAUGCUGCGCGUGUUGGAGUGUUGGCAUGGGACAAGCAGAUUGUCAGCUCUGGAUGUAGAGAUGGAUCGAUCUGGAACCAUGAUGUCCGUGUACAUAACCACAAGGUUGCGGAGCUGUCGAACCAUACGAACGAGGUCUGUGGGCUGACUUGGAGAAGCGAUGGAAUGCAGUUGGCCAGUGGUGCGAACGACAACAUUGUCAACAUCUGGGAUGCCCGCUCCACCGUCCCCAAGUACACCAAAACCAAUCACACCGCCGCCGUCAAGGCGUUGGCAUGGUGCCCGUGGCAGUUGAAUUUGCUAGCAUCAGGAGGUGGGACAUACGACAAGCAGAUCCACUUUUGGAACUCGACAUCGGGUGCGCGCGUGAACACACUGAAUGCGGGAUCUCAGGUCACGUCGAUCAUCUGGGCCAAAGAGUACAAGGAGUUCAUGUCGUCCCAUGGUUAUCCGAACAACAACCUGUCAGUGUACAGCUACCCUUCGAUGAGCAAGGUGGUGGACAUUCCAGCGGCUCACGACUCGAGAGUGUUGCAUUCUGCAGUCUCGCCUGAUGGACAGACUGUGGCGACGGUUGCGAACGACGAGAAUUUGAAGUUUUGGAAGUUGUUUGAGAAGCAGCCCAAGGAUGGCAAGGGUAGCAGUAAGAGGGCGAAGCUGUCGUUGUCGGGUUCUGCUGGUAGUGGCAGUGGUGGGCUGUUGGAGGAUGAUGGCGAUUGCGGUGGAGAUGGCGGAACUGGAGGUGGGUUCCUCCAUGGCAAAUCGAUUUCAUCCCUGACACGCAUCAGAUAA